CUUGACAUCGACAUUUGUCAUCUAAUCUUCUACAAUCCGCUCUCGAAACUCUCUUAGAAUAUUACAAUAGAUAGCCAUAUUCCAGAACCAUGUCCUUCAAUAUACUAGCCGCGGAGCUUCUGCUCCAUAUAUUCCGCUCCUGCGAAAGUGUCACCGAUGUUAUAAACCUUGCCUCCACGUGCCGUCGACUGCACACUGUUUUUCACCGAUCCAAUAAACUACAGAUCCUCUACAAUGUCGCGGAGCUCGAGUUUGGCCCGCUGGAUGAUAUCAUCCAAAUUGUGACUCAGAACACCAGCCAGGCAGCGCACGUGUCGCGCACCGCACCUCUGACUGACCCCCUUCUCCGACAGAUCAUCCAUAUCGGGUGCGUGGCCAAGAAAUGGGAAGCCAUAUACCCGCUCAAGAAAUGGAAGUUGGAUUUCGAGAAUCGCCGGACGCUCUCCGACGAGGAGCGAUUUCGGCUCCGGCGCGCGAUCUACCGGCUGUGGCUGUAUCAUCGCGCCUUCCACACGCACGACCAUAGCCGGUUCACUCGCACCCUGCCUCAUAUCGUCAGCGAACGCGCGCAGCUGCUGCAUAACUGGUCCACCGCCGACUUGGCUGAGAUCGAAGAUGUGCGCGCGAUCAUCGGGGAUGUCGUGCAGAACCAUAUCUGCCCCAGCAACGGGACGAUCCAGCGUAAGUUCAAGAAACGAUACCCGGAGAGCACCCACCAAUUGAUGUUCAACAUCCAUCUCAAUUAUCCGACGACGACGACAACAACAACAUCUGAAUCGUCCACCGGUUCCCAGAGGUUGUUCGCGAAGCCUGCCGAUUCGGUGGCCGAGCGGUACUUCCAUACUACUCAUCCGAGCAACUUUGAAUCUUCGGCCAAGUACAGAUCCCGCUUCCGGAACGAUUUAUUCCAUGAUCCCGGGUUCGAAGGGUGGGGAGAUGAGAUUCCGCACUACUACGUUGUGCAGGACAUGAUGAAGCUUGAUCCGGGCCAGGUCCUGUGGCUGCGGGAUCACGCCCUGCUCAAGGAACAGGUCGAGGCCUAUGUUCGGGACAUGGGAGACUGGUUCCGGGACAACGGGGAGACAUUCGGGGACACCCUGGAGUGGGUGAUAAGGGAGCGAGGCGAGGACAUCGGGGAAUUCCGCGCCGCCAUCGCCGAUCGUGGGAUUGGGGUCGUCUGGGAUUAGCGAUUGUGCUGUCUGGCUGUCGAUUACAAAGACUACUGUAUAUGUCUUGCCAUCUACGGACGGUCUACUUUCCUUCCAUCAUAUAUGGCCCUUCCCCCCUAGAUGGCCUUCUGAGACAGCACCCUUCCAGCCGAGCCAAGCAAAGACCA
Messenger RNA from Aspergillus uvarum CBS 121591, 1336 nucleotides. RefSeq names its product F-box domain protein. The coding region runs from base 90 to 1187 and encodes 365 amino acids. The transcript has 2 exons. The record is from RefSeq and is a predicted model, not a curated record. Lineage: Eukaryota; Fungi; Ascomycota; Eurotiomycetes; Eurotiales; Aspergillaceae.